This is a messenger RNA of Gastrolobium bilobum, 2314 nucleotides long. Its product is annotated as protein DETOXIFICATION 27-like. Gene Ontology annotation, cellular component: membrane. The transcript has 8 exons. Bases 65 to 1540 code for a protein of 491 amino acids. NCBI's taxonomy places the organism in Eukaryota, Viridiplantae, Streptophyta, Magnoliopsida, Fabales, Fabaceae. The record is from RefSeq and is a predicted model, not a curated record. Gene Ontology annotation, molecular function: antiporter activity; xenobiotic transmembrane transporter activity. Gene Ontology annotation, biological process: xenobiotic detoxification by transmembrane export across the plasma membrane.
CUUUCCUUCUCUAUCAUUUAUUUGGGUUUCGGGAUCCAAAGAAACGCUAUUACGCGACUCAGGGAUGACAAGCAAGGAAGCUUCAUCGUUAGGAGAAGCAAAGGUUCCAUUGUUGGAAGAUAAAACUUUAGUAGAUAGAGGAGAACAGGAUCAAGAUCUCGCACGAAGAGUUUGGGUUGAAUCAAAGAAGCUAUGGCACAUAGUAGGCCCUGCAAUUUUCAGCCGUAUUGCAUCCUAUUCUAUGUUAGUCAUAACCCAAGCCUUUGCUGGUCACCUUGGUGAUCUCGAACUCGCUGCUAUCUCCAUUGCUAAUAAUGUUGUCGUGGGUUUCGACUUUGGCCUCUUGUUGGGUAUGGCAAGCGCAUUAGAAACGCUAUGUGGGCAAGCUUUUGGGGCGAAGAAGUACUUCAUGUUAGGAGUUUACAUGCAGCGUUCGUGGAUUGUUCUUUUCAUUUGUUGUAUAUUGCUUUUGCCUAUCUACCUAUUUGCUUCACCUGUGUUGAAGCUGUUGGGACAACCUGAGGAAUUGGCAGAGCUAUCUGGAGUUGUAUCCAUGUGGUUGAUACCACUUCACUUCUCUUUUGCGUUUCAGUUUCCUCUGCAGAGGUUCUUGCAAAGCCAGCUCAAAACUGCGGCUAUUGCAUGGGUUUCUCUGCUGGCACUCUUGGCACAUGUGUUUGUUAGUUGGUUGUUCGUGUUCAAGCUUCAGUUUGGAGUGAUUGGUGCUGCUGCCACCAUUAACUUCUCUUGGUGGGUCCUGACGUUAGGCCUUUUUGGUUACACAGUUUGGGGUGGUUGUCCUCACACAUGGACUGGCUUCUCCAUGGAAGCAUUUUCUGGUCUUUGGGAGUUUGUUAAACUCUCUGCUGCUUCUGGGGUCAUGCUAUGCUUGGAGAAUUGGUAUUAUAGAAUUCUGAUAUUGAUGACUGGAAAUCUUCCCAACGCAGAGAUUGCCGUGGAUGCUUUAUCUAUAUGUAUGACCAUAAAUGGUUUGGAAAUGAUGAUUCCGCUGGCAUUCUUCGUUGGAACGGGAGUGAGGGUUGCAAACGAGCUUGGUGCUGGGAACGGAAAAGGAGCCAAGUUUGCUACUAUAGUAGCUGUGGUGACAUCCAUCAUAAUAGGACUCUUCUUCUGGAUGUUGAUUUUGGCAUUUCAUGAUAAAUUCGGGUAUAUAUUCUCUAAUAGCAAAGCCGUCCUUGAUGAAGUAAACAAGCUUUCUCUUCUACUAGCCUUUACAAUUCUGCUCAACAGUGUUCAGCCAGUUCUCUCAGGGGUGGCUGUCGGAUCAGGGUGGCAAUCGUAUGUUGCUUACAUAAAUUUGGGUUGCUACUAUAUUAUUGGGGUACCUCUUGGAUUUGUGAUGGGCUGGGUCUUCAAUCAAGGAGUUAUGGGAAUCUGGGCGGGGAUGAUUUUUGGUGGGACAGCAACUCAGACGUUAAUAUUGAUCUUGAUUACCAUGCGGUGUGACUGGGACAGAGAGGCUGAGAAAGCAAAAUUGCAUUUAAGAAAAUGGGAAAAUCCAAAACAAGAACUGAACUAGUGCUUCUUUAAGACAGAAGAGGGGCAAGUGGAAGAAUGAGUUUGCUCAUAACUUCCUUGAUGGGCUGGUCUCUUCGUAACCCAAGUGAAAGCCCAGUUUCUUUUUAAAUCCACUCAUUAAACAAUAAGCCCAAUAAAUGAACUUCUUGGGUGGAAAACGUGGGCUAUAGUUUUCUUCAUUAUACUUCUCUUGCAUCUACUCUAUUUCCCUCAACAUGGCCCAUUUAUAUCCUCCACUCUCUACUCUCUGUUUAUCUUUCCAUGUUUCUCCCAUCUCUCCACAAGCAAGAAAUGUCAUCAUGUUCCCAUAAGCCAUUCACGAAAUUGUUUGAUUUUGUGGAUAAAAUUACUUUCCAUUUGGCGGUUUCUGAAGACAAAUGUUUAAAGAUCACUGUAUUUAUUUUUUCAAAUUUUUUUAUUAAAAAAAGAGUUCUUUGGAGGCGGGGACGGGGAGUGUUGCCUAAUCCUAAAGUUGAAUGUUCAAGGGAGAAGCCUAACUCAAACUAAGCAGGAGGUGUUACAGAUAUUAAUAUAAACCUAAGGUGAAGACUUAAGAUGGUUGGUUGUUCUCUCGCAAAGUUUUGAAUUUUAUAGGUUUGAGUGAGUUUGCUUUGUAUGUGGGAGGAGAUUCUACCGUCCUACUUGUGACAGCUUGAAGAAUUGUAGAAUUGUGGGAUGAUGAUUAUUAUUUAACUUUCGUUCAGCGCAUCUUUUUUUUUUUUUUUUUUAUGGGAUUAUUAUUCUUAUAUUAUAUGAAAUAAUUUUAUUUUUUACA